AUGAGUAUUCAAGAGUUUUAUUCUGCUAUGACAGAUCUUUGCGAUCAAUUGGCUUUUACAAAAUCGGUAAAAUUAAAGGCAUGUGGUGCCUAUAUUGAGCGUAGAGAGCAGCAACGAUUAGUACAGUUUUUAACAGCACUUCACAGUGACUUCGAAAGACUUAAAGGUUCAAUUCUGCAUCAUUCUCCACUGCCUUCUGUUGACUCUGUUGUGAGUGAGUUAUUGGCUGAAGAAAUAUGUCUUCAAUCUUAUUCUGAAAAGGGAAUUCUUUCUGCUUCAAAUCCUGUAGUACUAGCAGUAUCUUCUAAGUCAUUCUCUAAUCAUCAGAAGAAACCUCACAUAAGGGUUGGCUUCGAUAAGCGUAAUUUCUAUAAGCAGAAAGAUUCCUCAUCUUUUACCUCUGUGUCCCCUUUGUCCUCCAUUCCUAUUAUGACUACUGAUAGCACUCUUAUGCCCUUAGCAGGUGUUGGUUCUAUUGUCACAUCUCACUUGUCUCUCCCUAAUGUUUAUCUUAUUCCAAAACUUAAAUUGAAUCUUGCGUCUGAUCUACAAUCUCAGAAGCUGAUUGGGACAGGUCAUAGGGAGAAUGGACUAUAUAUUUUGGAUGAGUUAAAAGUGCCAGUCGCUACUGCUGCUACUGCUACUACUACUAUUGAUUUGUGUGAUUUGGGUGGGGAAUACACCUCUAAUAAUUUUUGCCAAUUGCUUGCCUUAGAUGGAACCAUCCACCAAACUUCAUGUACAGAUACUCCUAAGCAAAAUGGUGUUGCUGAAAGAAAACAUAGGCAUAUUGUCGAAACUACUCGUUCUCUCUUGUUGUCUGCUUUUGUUCCUAAUGAGUUUUGGGGAGAAGUUGUUCUUACUACAAAUGCAUGCACUGAUGCAAGUCGUAUCAUUCUGUCUUUAUAUGUUGUUGACAUGAUUAUUACUGGUGAUGACAUUGAUGAUAUUCUUGAGCAGACUAGACUUGCUGAUAACAAAACUGUAGAUACUCCCAUUGAGGUUAACGCAAGGUACUCUUCUUCUGCUGGUUUACCUUUGAUAGAUCCUACUUUAUACCGCACUAUUGUUAGGAGUUUGGUAUAUCUCACCAUUACUCGUCCAGAUAUUGCAUAUGUUGUUCAUGUUGUUAAUCAGUUUGUUGCUUCUCCUAUUACUAUUCACUAG
Messenger RNA from Populus euphratica (Euphrates poplar), 1167 nucleotides. RefSeq lists its product as uncharacterized. Gene Ontology annotation, biological process: DNA integration. Gene Ontology annotation, molecular function: nucleic acid binding. The coding region runs from base 1 to 1167 and encodes 388 amino acids. The transcript is spliced from 7 exons. NCBI's taxonomy places the organism in Eukaryota, Viridiplantae, Streptophyta, Magnoliopsida, Malpighiales, Salicaceae. The record is from RefSeq and is a predicted model, not a curated record.